This is a messenger RNA of Aspergillus bombycis, 642 nucleotides long. RefSeq names its product HDEL receptor protein. NCBI's taxonomy places the organism in Eukaryota, Fungi, Ascomycota, Eurotiomycetes, Eurotiales, Aspergillaceae. Gene Ontology annotation, cellular component: membrane; cis-Golgi network; endoplasmic reticulum. The record is from RefSeq and is a predicted model, not a curated record. The transcript has 6 exons. Gene Ontology annotation, molecular function: ER lumen protein retrieval receptor activity. Gene Ontology annotation, biological process: protein retention in ER lumen; endoplasmic reticulum to Golgi vesicle-mediated transport. Bases 1 to 642 code for a protein of 213 amino acids.
AUGAACAUCUUCAGGCUUUUGGCCGAUUUUUCGCACCUCGCAUCCAUCUUUAUUCUUCUACAUAAAAUGAAGUCGUCUAGUAGCUGUUCUGGGCUGUCAUUCAAAUCACAGGCUUUGUAUUUGAUGGUUUUUGUGACUCGCUAUCUUGAUCUCUUCUGGGCCUUUUCCGAAUCCUUAUACAACACGACUUUCAAGAUACUGUUUAUUGGCUCAUCAGCUUAUAUCAUCUAUCUCAUGCUUAAUGACUAUAAACCCACACAUGAUCCGAAUAUCGAUACAUUCAAAGUCCAAUACCUCCUCGGGAUUGGUGCUUUGCUAGCUCUUCUCUUCCCACAUGACUAUAGUUUCUCCGAGAUUCUCUGGACGUUCUCGAUUUGGCUUGAAUCUGUUGCCAUCCUCCCUCAGCUCUUCAUGCUUCAACGUACCGGCGAGGCGGAUACUAUAACAACGCACUACCUCUUUGCAUUGGGUCUAUACCGCGCUCUUUACAUACCUAAUUGGAUCUAUCGCUAUUUCGCGGAAAGCUACUUUCAGCCCGUCCCUGUUGUAGCAGGUAUCGUUCAAACACUCCUAUACUCGGACUUCUUCUAUAUCUAUUAUACUAAGGUCAUGAAAGGAAAGAAGUUCUCACUUCCUGUCUAA